Vitis vinifera (wine grape) is the source of this 2695-nucleotide messenger RNA. RefSeq lists its product as uncharacterized. The transcript has 6 exons. The record is from RefSeq and is a predicted model, not a curated record. Gene Ontology annotation, molecular function: glycosyltransferase activity. NCBI's taxonomy places the organism in Eukaryota, Viridiplantae, Streptophyta, Magnoliopsida, Vitales, Vitaceae. Bases 465 to 2672 code for a protein of 735 amino acids.
UUCUUCACACGAGUCGGAUCGCACGUGCCACCAUUUUCAGACAUUUCUCUGGCUCUUCCCUCUCCCCUCUCCCCUCUCCCCUCUCCCUCUCUCUCUAUCGUUCUAAAACCUCUGGAUCACGUCAGUCAGUAACUUUUCUCGUUCAUUCUUCAACCUCUUAGUCUCUCUCUAAAACAUUCUCUCUCUAGAUCUCUUUUCCUCUAUGUAGAAGCUUCUUUUUCUACUAAGAUGUCUCUGGAUCAGCUACUGUAGCUGAAUCUGAACAGUCAUUUUCACUGACACCUGAUUUCAAGAAAUUCUGAAUCAAAACUUGAGGAGCUGUAGAAGAAAGUUAUUUUGAAGUAUUUCCAUGAUAUAGGCUGAAUCCACAAUCUUUAAGCAUUUCAAUGCUGGUUUUGGUCUAGAUAUCAUUCCAACAAUCUGGAUUUAGGUUCUUUUGGCAAUGUAAUAUAGUUGAAGAACUAAUGGAGGAAGGUAAUGGUAGAGGGGAUUUUCAUGGAAAUGUAGUUAGACAGUCAUCGUUAAGGCCAGGUGGAAGCUUGAAGUCGACAUUAUCUGGUAGAUCAACUCCUAGGAACUCUCCUUCAUUUCGAAGAUCGCAUUCAAGUCGGACCCCAAGAAGAGAAGCUAGAAGUAGUGGGGUUGGUUCUCAGUGGUUUCGGAAUAACAGGGUAGUGUUCUGGUUGAUAUUGAUUACCCUCUGGGCUUAUCUUGGAUUUUAUGUUCAGUCCAAGUGGGCUCAUGGUGAUAACAAUGAAGACAUUAUUGGGUUUGGAGGUAAACCAAAUAAUGGAAUUUCUGACUCUGAACUGAAUCGGAAAGCACCUUUGAUUGCCAAUGACAAAUUGUUGGCAGUUAAAAAUGGUUCUGAUAAAAAUCCAGUUGGCAGUGGUAAAAAAGUUGAUGUGGUUUUGGCCAAAAAGGGGAAUAGUGUUCCAUCUCGUCGCAGUGCAUCAUCGAAGAAGAGGAGUAAGAAAUCAGAACGCAGUUUGCGUGGUAAAACACGUAAACAGAAGACUAAAACUGAGGUUGAAGUCACUGAAAUGGACGAGCAGGAACAGGAAAUUCCUAAGCUAAACACGUCCUAUGGGUUGCUGGUUGGUCCUUUUGGCUCGACAGAGGAUAGAAUUCUGGAGUGGAGUCCGGAAAAGCGUUCUGGAACCUGUGACCGGAGGGGGGAACUGGCACGCCUUGUUUGGUCUAGAAAAUUUGUGUUGAUAUUCCAUGAACUUUCAAUGACCGGGGCUCCGCUUUCAAUGAUGGAAUUGGCAACAGAACUUUUGAGCUGUGGGGCCACAGUUUCUGCUGUUGUUCUUAGCAAGAAGGGUGGUUUGAUGCCAGAGCUUGCUAGGAGAAGGAUCAAAGUGCUUGAAGACAGAGCAGAUCUGAGUUUCAAAACUGCCAUGAAGGCAGAUCUUGUGAUUGCAGGAUCGGCAGUCUGUGCAUCGUGGAUAGAACAAUAUAUUGCACAUUUUACGGCUGGGUCAAGUCAAAUUGUGUGGUGGAUCAUGGAAAACAGGCGGGAGUAUUUUGAUCGGUCAAAGCUUGUCAUUAAUAGAGUGAAAAUGCUGAUUUUUCUUUCAGAAUCACAAUCUAAACAAUGGCUUACUUGGUGCAAAGAAGAAAACAUUAGGCUGAUUUCUCAGCCUGCUGUGGUUCCGCUCUCUGUUAAUGAUGAACUAGCUUUUGUAGCUGGCAUCACUUGUUCUCUAAAUACUCCAUCUUUCACCACUGAGAAAAUGCAGGAGAAAAGGCGCUUAUUACGAGAUUCUAUCAGAAAAGAGAUGGGAUUAACUGAUACUGAUAUGCUUCUGUUGUCACUAAGCAGCAUAAACCCUGGAAAGGGCCAAUUUUUUCUUCUUGAAUCAGUGCGUUCAAUGAUUGAACAAGAGCCUUCCCAGGAUGAUCCUGAACUGAAAGAUUUGGUGAAAAUAGGCCAAGACCAAUCUAACUUUUCUGGCAAGCAUUACUCAAGGGCUUUGCUUCAAAAUGUCAACCAUUUUAGUGUAUCUUCAAGUGGUUUACGCCUUUCUAAUGAGUCUUUUAUCGAGUUGAAUGGACCUAAAAGUAAGAAUUUAAUGUUACCCAGUCUCUUUCCGUCCAUUAGUCACUCAGAUGAAGUGAGCAUUGGCAGUGGUUACAAAAGAAGAAAAGUGUUAUCUGAAAAUGAAGGAACACAAGAACAGGCUCUUAAAGUUCUUAUAGGGUCUGUUGGAUCUAAAAGCAAUAAGGUCCCUUAUGUCAAGGGACUUCUCAGAUUUUUAACCCGUCAUUCAAACUUGUCGAAGUCAGUGCUGUGGACUCCAGCAACCACACGAGUUGCUUCACUUUACUCUGCAGCGGAUGUUUAUGUUAUAAACUCCCAGGGAAUGGGAGAGACUUUUGGGAGAGUGACAAUUGAAGCAAUGGCAUUUGGUCUUCCGGUGCUUGGAACAGAUGCUGGAGGCACAAAAGAGGUUGUUGAACAAAAUGUGACAGGUCUGCUUCAUCCUGUGGGGCAUCUAGGAACCCAAAUCCUUUCCGAAAAUAUCAGGUUCUUGCUUAAAAACCCAUCAUCAAGGGAGCAAAUGGGAAAGAGAGGAAGGAAAAAGGUGGAGAGAAUGUACUUGAAGCGCCACAUGUAUAAGAGAUUAGCUGAAGUUCUAUACAAGUGCAUGAGAAUCAAGAAAUGACAUGUUCUUUUUGUUGAUGCAAA